Molecule: messenger RNA, 1644 nt
Organism: Rosa chinensis
Lineage: Eukaryota; Viridiplantae; Streptophyta; Magnoliopsida; Rosales; Rosaceae
Product: early nodulin-75-like
Exons: 1
Coding region: 43-1335 (430 amino acids)
Source: RefSeq, a predicted model, not a curated record
CUACUACUAGUUUAACCAUCCCAAAACAUAAAGAGCUCAAACAUGUCUUCCAAUUACUUGCUUGUAUUUCUUAUUGGAGUGGUGGCUUUCACUACCGCUUCCACUCUUGCUGAUCACCAUGAUCAUCACAAACCACCCGUUCACAAGCCUCCCGUUGUAGAAAUCUCCCACCUCCAAAAGCCACCAACCUCACAUGAUCAACCCCCUAAGGGUAAGGGGGAGAAGCCACCACCCGAGAAAAAGCCACCCCAUGAACACCGUUUGUUGGAGUCAGAUGGAAGAACUUUUAAGGGAGAGAAACCGCCACAAGAGCAUAACGAGCCUCAUAAGGGAGAGAAGCCACCACCAGAGCACAAACCACCUCAUGAACAUCGCUUGUUAGAGACUGAUGGCAAACCUUGCAAAGGAGAGAAGCCACCAAAGGAUUGUGAUUGUGAUGAGCCAUGUAAAAGAGGGAAGCCAACACCAGAGCACAAACCACCUCAUGAACACCGCUUGUUAGAGACUGAUGACAAACCUUCCAAAGGAGAGAAGUCUCCAAAGGAGCACAAUGAACCUCGUAAAGGAGAGAAGCCACCACCUAAGCACAAACCACCUCAUGAACACCGCUUGUUAGAGAGUGAUGGCAAACCUACCAAGGGAGAGAAUCCACCGAGAGAGCACAAUGAGCCUCGUAAGGGAGAAAAGGCACCACCAGAGCACAAACCACCUCAUGAACACCGCUUGUUAGAGAGUGAUGGCAAACCUACCAAGGGAGAGAAUCCACCGAGAGAGCACAAUGAGCCUCGUAAGGGAGAAAAGCCACCACCAGAGCACAAACCACCUCAUGAACACCGCUUGUUAGAGAGUGAUGGCAAACCUACCAAGGGAGAGGAUCCACCAAGAGAGCACAAUGAACCUCGUAAGGGAGAAAAGCCACCACCAGAGCAUAAACCGGAAAAUCCAGGGGAUCAACCUCACAAGGGUCAUGAGAAGCCACCACCAGAGCACAAGCCUCCCCAUGAACAAAACGUAGGACGUCGUUUGUUGGAGUCUUCUUCCUUGGAGUUGGCUGGUAAACCUCCCAAAGGAAAGAAGCCACCCCCAGAGCACAAGCCACCAACCACACUUGAUAAUAAAGAUGUAGAUCAUAAGCAAUUCCCAGACAAGCCACCAAAGGGUAAAGGAGAGAAGCCACCUCAGCAUGAUCGUCACCUUGGAGAAAAUGUGGAAGAGGAUGCAAAAAACCCACCGCAGACGUCACAUCGGAAAUUAAAACAGCCUCCAAGUACUCUUGCAAAGAAGCCUCCAACUUCCCCUCACAAGCCACCUCAUAAACCUCCAUCUUCUGACUAAUCGAUCAGUGCGCCACGCCCUAGCUAGCUUGCUAUGGUUACCAUAUAUCUGUAGAAAUAAGAGUUGAUAUCCUUACCUUCUCGAUCAUGUCGCUGUUGUACGCUUCAGUUAAAAGCAUUAGCUCGUACUACGCUCUUCUGCUUGAUUUCUUGUUGUGUUUGGAAUAUAUAGUGCUUGUGUACGUACGUAGUAGUUCAUUAGAAUGUAAGAGAUAGAGUAAUAUGCUCUAUUGCUCUUCUCAUGUACCUCAUCCACUGUACGUACUAAUCAUGUUUGCUAUAGUUUAUCAUGAAUGGGUUUUCUAGCUAA